This is a messenger RNA of Chaetomium strumarium, 2348 nucleotides long. Its product is annotated as P-loop containing nucleoside triphosphate hydrolase protein. Gene Ontology annotation, biological process: maturation of SSU-rRNA. NCBI's taxonomy places the organism in Eukaryota, Fungi, Ascomycota, Sordariomycetes, Sordariales, Chaetomiaceae. The record is from RefSeq and is a predicted model, not a curated record. Bases 90 to 2348 code for a protein of 752 amino acids. Gene Ontology annotation, cellular component: 90S preribosome. The transcript has a single exon. Gene Ontology annotation, molecular function: ATP binding; RNA helicase activity; nucleic acid binding.
CGAUUCUCCCAAAAUUUAUCUUUCGGAUUGAUUCUACAACAAGGCGCACAAGCUUCCAAGCGGCACUCGACUGUUUGAUCCGGCUCACCAUGGAUAUUUUGAAGGUGCUUUCGCGCGGCAUAAAACCGAACCCGAAAACUAGACCCCAGGCCGUAGCGGCAGCGACACAGCUCCCCUCGGCCGGCGCCCUCCCCCACCCGCAGCUCUUCCACGACCCGGUGAGCACAAACUCCCGAGGCAAGAAAAGGAAGAGGAGAGGGAAUGCGCAAGGCGAUGAGACAGAGGAAACUCAAGAGGACGAAGAGUUGAGUGACGUGGAUUACUUCGCUCCGAAGAAGCCCGCCGCCAAUGCCGCGCCAGCCGAGGCCGAGGAGGACAUUGCCCCCAAGAAGCGCAAGAUCAAGCUCCUGGACGAGGACGAGUGCCGCCAGAUCUUGCGGUCGCACCGUCUCAAGUUUACAAUUCUGUCGGGGCUGCCCCAGGCCGAGGUGCCGGAACCCGAAGAGGAGAAGCCUUCUUCGAGAAAGAAGAAGCUGAAGAAGGAUAAGAAGAGCGACGGCGAAACAAAAAACAAGGAUGACAAGGGAAAGAAGGACGACCACAAAAAGCAGAUAUUUCCCCAGCCGCUCACGUCCUUCGGUGAGCUCCGAUACACAUAUGAUGUCUCCUCCCAGCUCGCGGCCAACAUCUCGGCGCAGGGAUUCCGCGUGCCGACCGAGGUGCAGAUGGGCAGCCUGCCUCUUCUCCUUCGGCCAUCAACGGCGCUGAAGAGAGCCAAGAGCGUUGAUCUUCCCGGGAUGGACAAUGGAGCAGACUUUCUCGCAGUUGCCCCCACCGGCAGCGGCAAGACCAUCACCUUCCUCAUCCCGGCGAUUGACGGGGUUCUGCGACAGCGCGAGGCGCAAGGGAGGGAUAAUGAGGAGCAUGUGCUGGAGGCCAUCGUCGUUGCGCCCACGAGAGAGCUGGCCAGCCAGAUCGUGAGCGAGGGUAGGAAGCUGGCGAUCGGGACCGGGGUGAGGGUGGUGCUGAUGAAGAAAGGUCUGAGGCUUGCUGCGGAGGAGGUUAAAGGGGAGAAGAGCAAGAGGGAGGAGGAAGAUGGUAGUGGGAGUGAAGCAAGCAGCAGUGAGGACGAGGAGAGUGAAGAGGAGUCCGAGGAAGAGAAGGAGAAGGCCGGCAAGGAGGGAGUUGCGAAGCCGCUGGCAAAGGUGGAUAUCCUGGUCACGACGCCUAAGAUCCUACUCAACUUCCUCUCUGGCGGCAAAUCAGGUCCUCGGAAGGUCCUACCUUCGGUCAGGUCACUGAUCCUCGAUGAGGCCGACGUCCUUCUCGACCCCAUCUUCCGCAAGCAGACGAUGGGCAUCUGGCGCGCCUGCACCCACCCGGACGUCGGCUUAACCUGCUGGUCCGCCACCAUGGCCUCCAACAUCGAGUCCCUCAUUACCAGGCAGCUCGAAAAACGGUCCAAACGGCCCGGCAGCACGCCGCGGCCGCUCAUCCGCCUCGUCGUCGGACUCAAGGACACGGCAGUACCCAACAUCACGCACAAGCUCAUCUACACGGCCACCGAGCCAGGCAAGCUCCUCGCCCUCCGACAACUCCUGCACCCGGUCUCGUCCGCCGACUCGGGCCCGCCGCUCCGCCCCCCGUUCCUGGUCUUCACACAAACCAUCGAGCGCGCCCAGGCGCUGCACGACGAGCUGAAGUACGACAUCCCGGUCGAGGCGGGCGGGUCGGCGCGCGUGGCGGUGCUGCACUCGUCGCUGGCCGACUCGGCGCGGUCCAAGAUCAUGGCCCGGUUCCGCGGCGGCGAGGUGUGGGUUCUGAUCACGACCGACGUGCUCGCGCGCGGCGUGGACUUUGCGGGCGUCAACGGCGUCGUCAACUACGACGUCCCCACCUCGGCGGCGGCGUACGUGCACCGGGCCGGGCGCACGGGCCGGGCGGGCCGCGAGGGCGGCGUCGCUGUCACGUUCUACACCAAGGACGACAUCCCCUUCGUGAAGAGCGUGGCGAACGUGAUUGCCGCCAGCGAGAAGCAGGCUGGCAAAGGCGAGGGCGAGGCGGUGGUGCAGAAGUGGCUGCUGGAUGCGCUGCCCAAGGUGGCCAAGGAGGAUAAGCGGAAGCUGAAGGUGCGCGGCGUGGAGUCGAGACGCACCGGCGGCAAGGCGACCAUCACGACCAAGAGUUCGUGGGAGCGGCGGAGAGAGCACAACCGGCUACAGGCGAUCGAGGCGAGCAAGCGGCGGAAGAGGCAGCAGCAGCAGCAGCAGCAGCAGCAGCAGCAGCAGGGGAAGAAGAAGCGCAUAACGGAGAGGGAGGACGAAGAGUGGGGAGGGCUGGAUGAUUGA